This is a messenger RNA of Salvelinus namaycush (lake trout), 1947 nucleotides long. Its product is annotated as formimidoyltransferase-cyclodeaminase-like. The transcript is spliced from 13 exons. The record is from RefSeq and is a predicted model, not a curated record. NCBI's taxonomy places the organism in Eukaryota, Metazoa, Chordata, Actinopteri, Salmoniformes, Salmonidae. Gene Ontology annotation, molecular function: transferase activity; folic acid binding. The coding region runs from base 142 to 1809 and encodes 555 amino acids.
AUGUCCCGUUUGGGGAUGAAGAGACAGACUGGAUGGGUUGGUGUGUGCUCGUGGAGCAGAGAGAAAGGGGGAAUACACUUCUGCCUUAAAUUGGUCUGAGUCCUUGUCUCGGACGACCCAACUCUGUGAUUAGUACGCAUCAUGGCUAAGCUGGUGGAGUGUGUGCCCAACUUCUCCGAGGGCCGGAACAAAAAGGUGAUUGAUGCCAUAGCAGAGGCCAUCUCUAGCACGGAGGGAUGCAGUCUGCUCGACGUGGACCCUGGAUCCUCCACCAACCGUACAGUCUACACCUUCGUAGGCUCGCCACAGGCUGUGGUGGAGGGUGCACUGAACGCUGCACGCACUGCCUUCCCACUCAUUGAUAUGACCAAACACUCAGGGGAGCAUCCACGGAUUGGCGCCAUGGACGUGUGUCCCUUCAUCCCUGUCCAGAAUGUCACUAUGGAGGACUGUGUCAACUGUGCCAACAUUUUUGCCCAGCACUUAACAGAUGUGCUGCAUGUACCUGAAAGCCACACAAAGGUGAAUAAGACACAUUGUCGUUUCUCCAAAGUGUAUCUUUAUGGAGAAGCAGCGAGGAAGGAGAACAAGAGAUCUCUUCCCUCUGUCCGGGCAGGGGAGUAUGAGGCCUUGUCUGAGAAAUUGAAGAGGACAGAGUGGGCUCCUGACUAUGGCCCUGCCGCCUUCGUGCCCUCCUGGGGAGCUACAGUAGCAGGCGCUCGCAAAUUCCUGGUUGCCUACAACAUAAACCUCCUCAGCACCAAGGAACAAGCCCAUCGGAUCGCACUAGAUAUCCGGGAACAGGGCAGAAGCAAAGACCAGCCGGGUCGGCUGAAGAAGGUGCAGGGAAUGGGCUGGUACCUGGAAGAGGCGAACAUAGCCCAGGUGUCCACCAACAUCCUGGACUUUGAGCUGACGCCCGUCCACGCUGUUUACGAAGAGGUCUGCAGUGCUGCCAAGGACCUGAACCUGCCAGUGGUGGGCUCUCAGAUUGUAGGCAUCAUGCCUCUGAGAGCCGUGCUGGACUGUGCUGACUUCUACAUCCAGAGAGACAGGCUCUUCAUUGUGGAGGAGGAGCACAAGGUCCGUCUGGUCAUCAGUAAACUUGGGCUUGAUUCACUUGGGCCUUUCGUCGCCAAAGAGAAAAUCAUAGAGUACAUGGUGGAGAGGACUGAGGAGGACAAGCGUCUGGUGUCUCUGUCUCUGCAGCAGUUUGUCCGCAGCGUGGGAGCCAGAACCGCUGCUCCAGGAGGAGGGUCAGUCUCUGCUGCCGUCGCUGCAAUGGGGGCUGCUCUGGGAGCCAUGGUGGGUCAGAUGACCUACGGGAAGAGGCAGUUUGACAGCCUGGACAGCAUCAUGAGGAGACUCAUCCCUCCCUUCCAUCAGGCCAUGAAUGAACUGCUGGUCAUGGUAGACGCAGACUCCAAGGCAUUCAGUCGCUACAUGGCUGCAUUGAAGAUGCCAAGAAACACAUCAGAUGAAGACAAAAGGAGGGAAGAUGCCAUGCAGGAGGGUCUGAAGCAAGCCGUGGCGGUCCCACUGUCUCUGGCGGAACGAGUCAACCUGCUGUGGCCUUGUCUAAAGGAAAUGGUGCUCUACGGAAACGUGGCCUGCAAGUCUGACCUCCAGGUAGCAGCUAAAGCCCUGGAAACGGCAGUGUUUGGAGCCUACUACAACGUUGCGAUCAACCUCAAGGGUAUCGCAGAUGAGUCCUUCAAAGUGUCUACUCAACAGAGAGCAUCAGCUCUGCUUACUGAGGCCAGGGAGAGUGCUAAUGCAGUCCUGGAUGCUGCAGAGAGAAAAGAGUGAAGAAGUUACCACAUUACUAAAGCAUCACCCACUGCCUGCCUAAGCCUCAAACCAGGCUUUCAAAACCAUCAAUUCUCAUAACACUUUACAAAAUAAAAUGGGUUCACAUCAAUAAAUGCUCGAUCAACUACUCCUCAA